This is a messenger RNA of Helicoverpa zea (corn earworm), 4384 nucleotides long. RefSeq names its product glutamate--cysteine ligase regulatory subunit (gene Gclm). Gene Ontology annotation, biological process: glutathione biosynthetic process. Gene Ontology annotation, molecular function: glutamate-cysteine ligase catalytic subunit binding; enzyme regulator activity. Gene Ontology annotation, cellular component: glutamate-cysteine ligase complex. Bases 355 to 1380 code for a protein of 341 amino acids. Lineage: Eukaryota; Metazoa; Arthropoda; Insecta; Lepidoptera; Noctuidae. The transcript is spliced from 6 exons. The record is from RefSeq and is a predicted model, not a curated record.
AUUCCGUAAAAUUCUAGUUCUAUCCGUCUCGAUAAUCCAUUCCGUACAUACUUCCACCUACAAAUUUCCCGCUAAAAUGUUAUCUAAACCGCACUGAGAUAUUUCGUCAUACUUUGCAAUACGUCAUAGAUACAACUUCUCCAGCUGAUUGUGUAUAAAAAUUAUGAGUUUCCGCGUGCAAGGCCAGUAUUCAGUCGUUCAUAGUUGCCGAUAGCCGUCGGCUGCGCAUUCGUAAUUCAAAUAUUGCGCUUUAAGUAUUUUUUGUGUGUGUAAUAUUGGCCGGUAACCUUGGUUGUGAGUGAGGCCGCGAGUACCUACCUAGCACAAUUAAAAAAGUUAAUCUAGUUGGUCACGAUGUUGAAGAGUGCGUCUAAAGUGACAAUAAAUACAGGCAAUGUGCUGAACUUGAUCGAUAUCAAGAAGAAGGCUGGACAAAAUGUAACCGAAGAGCUUUCAGAGAGCAUCAAGUUAACACUCUCUGAAUGGGGCACUCAGAAUGGUCUACCCGUCCAAAAUGGUGUUGGCCCCACUGGGGGUCACCCACAGACUUCUCACCACCAUUCUGACUACAUGGUAGUGUCAGCAUCCACUGCUGACAAAGCAGAGGCCGUCAUUAAUAUCACCAGACCCCAUGAUGAUGUCAAAAACAAGAUGGCGGAAGAGGAACGCAAGAAUUUGAAAAUUGGUGUCAAGAUCUUUAUUAACGAAGACAGUACGACUGCUUUGACGGAGUGUUUGGAGAAUGUAUUCGGCGCCCUGCAUACGGCGUACAUAGACAACGUGAUUCUAGCGUACAACCCGGAUAUCCUGCAUCGUGAUGAAGCCAGCGAUGAUACCAACCUCAAAAACACACACGCUACUAAAGCGUCGCCCAUUUCUUUGGGGAGUAACGUGCGCAUGUCAAGCACGGAGGUGGAGGCUGACAACGAGGCGGACGCGCGCAAGUGCGAGGCGAUACUGCCCGGCAUCAAGAUACUGUGGGGGGUGCUCGAAGAUUACGUUAAAGAAGGUCGCGUCCAACAGUUAGGUGUAGCGGACGUGGGGGGUGGAUGCCUACGCAAGUUACACGCAUGGGCUCGAGUACGGCCCGCCAUUGCUCAGAUCAACCUGGCGUCGUGCUGCGUGGUGCCGCCCGCGCUGCACGCCUUCUGCCGCGCCAAUGAUGUACAGCUGCUGACACAUGCCGACCCGCCUGAUCUACUCUCAAUCGCUGCCGUAAAGACGCUCUCAGACGCUGGGGUCGGUUGUAACAACUUAGACUGGUGUGCUCGCUACCAGGUCCACAUCAAAUGUAGGGGAGUUCUAGCUCUUAAAGGCUACGUAUGUAAGGCCACCAUCGGCAACAAAUCAGAAAAAAUAGAUAAGAUAGAAAACAUAUAAACAUAGGUAGGUGUGAACAACAUUUGUGUUAAUAUUAAGCUAUUUAUUUAAGCAUUUUCAUGUUGCGCGAAUGUGGCGCCACUAUCGCUCUAUAGUUUUAGUGGCGCUGGUAUGCAGAAUUAUUCACUUUUUUCAAAUUUAAUUUGUAUUUAAAAAACCUUCGCAUAAGAGCCCCCAUUAAUUUGUACACACUAGCAGGUCAACCUACGGUAAUCUGACAUAUUUUAUCAAUCGAACAUCAACCUUCCACUAUUGUGAUAAGGUCGAAAAUCAGUUGAAGUAGGUUGACGUGUCUAGAUAUUCAUAAAUACUUAUGAAAACGAAUUACACAUGUUGAUAAAAUAAUGUAAAAGACGGGAUGGCAGGGAGGGAGUUUGGACUUCUAAGUUUCUGAAAUUAUACAAAUUCCUCUUUAUAAGAAAGGUGCGGAUUCUGAAUGGACUCAAAAUAUAUUUAGAAAAUAUCCAAAUCAAUAAUUAUUUAAAUAGAAAAUUUCAGUGCAACCUUUUUUGAACAUUAAUUUCAGUAUUUGUUUUUUGGUAUUUUUAAAAAUUCGUUACUAGCAACACUCCCAGUUUACAAUUUGAUAGAUUGUUUCUAAAAAAAUAAGUGAUUUUUCUAAUGGUGCAAUAGAAAUUGUGGGUCUUACAAUGCAAAAAAAAAACUUAUUAAUUGUGAAACAUUCGAUUAUCAGUGCAUUUUAGAUAAAUAGGCUCAUUUUAUGGCUUAAAUUGUGAUAUAUAUAGUUCGUUAAACUAUUAAAGCAUACUAUCGUAUGUACUUAUAAUUGUUACUUACACUUUUCUUAGACACUGACAAUAUUCUUACUCUUCUCAAAAGCUACGAUUUAAAGUACAGAAUAUUGAUUUUAAGAGAUGUAACUGUUCUGUAAAUCGUUAUUUGCAUGUCGAUAUAUUUAUCGAUAAAAUUGACACCUAAAAUAUCGAUAGCCUCUUAUAUUGGGUCAUUAUUUGUCUUUGUCUACAUCAAAUAGAGGUUUCUUAUCGAUAACAUGAUUACUAAAGUAUCGACUUAUUUACAGCAUUUUACUAUUGUUAUCAGUGUCUAUGAAAAACAAUAUUUAUAGUUGGUGCACAAGCUAGGUUAUGUGGUUAUCAAUACAAUUAUUUUAACGAUUAAUAUAUGUCAACUUGUCUAUACCACAAAAGCAAUACAUAAUUAUGUUCUAAUUUCAACUUUAUCGAUAUUUUUAAAUCAGUUUUAACUGAAAUAAUUUUGCAAAUCGUUCCAGGCGUCUUUGAGUAAUCGGUGAACAUACAAGAAAAAGAUCCCAAAACUCCUCCUUUUUGGGAAGUCGGUUAAAAAGGGCUGUGAAAAAGCCGAUAUACUAGCUACCAUAAAUGAGUAUAGACAAGUUGACAGAUAUUCUAUAUUAAAUAGUUACCUUAUAAAAUUGUUGUUUAAUACAAUGAAAUGGUACUUCGCAGUUUUGUGAUAAGAAUUAUUGUUAGAAUCCAUUUUAUAGGCAAGGAAAGUUGUAGCGCCUGGACAUUUUAGAAGAGCAGUAUGACGCUCAUCCUUACAAAUAGAUUAAUUUAAUUUACUAUCACAUGCAAAUUUUUAAAAAACUCAAAAAUAAUUACCUACUACAAGUUAUUUUUGAGUUUUUAAACAACUAUUGCGAAGUGUAGUCAUUUCUAAAUUUAUGUGGUCACGAUUACCAAGGCCAUACUAGGGAUGGGUGACCAAACUAUUGCUUUUUUUCCUAUUGGUGCUACUUUUCUUGCCUAUAAAAAUGCUGUUUUUAUACAGAAUGUUACAAAACCGUAAGCAGUUGAGAGGGUAGAUAACUUAACGGGCAUUUUUGUAACAUCCUGUACAGUAUAUUAUAGUAUUUCGAUGCAGUUAACCAUAGUUAUAUUUUAUCAUUUAAACAGGUUAUAAAUAAAAUUGAAUGUAUGAAUGUACGGUCGGGAUAUUUUUAUACGGACUGUACUUAGGAUUUGUAAUCUCAUUUUACACUUAAUUUUAUUGGUUUCUUACAGCCAGUUUUUUCAUCAAAAGUAAACGUCAAAGUAAUAUCUAAAGUAAAAGUAACGGUCAAAUUCGUUUUUACUAUUAGUUUUGCUGUUACUUUAGCCUUGGAAUAAAGGGUCUUGACAGACAGACAGACGGACAACAAAGUGAUCCUAUAAGGGUUCCGUUUUUUCCUUUUGAGGUACGGAACCCUAAAAACGAAUUUGACCGUUACUUUUACUUUAUGACAUUACUUUGGCUUUUACUUUUGAUGAAGAAACUGGCUGUUAAUUUUGAAAAUUCAUCUGUCAAAGUAAUGGUGAGUUGCACUAUGUAAUUACAUGUACGUAAUGUAUAACGAUAACCAAAGCUUAACCAGCCGUAAGAUCGGCGAUUUGAAAGAAAUGGGUGCUUUCGUUAACGUCAUAUAGUGCAAUCCACACUUGUUAUAUUCAAAUUAUAAUUAUUUACGGUUGAAAAAGAUUCAUUACUUAAUUUAUCAGUGGCGCUUAAGCAUUUUUGUAACUGAAUAUACAAUUUUAUCCAUGCGCGUAUCCUAUCAGUAGCGUUGCAUUUUCAAAAUAGAUGGUUUCUAAUAUAAUUACUGCCUUCAUUACUAGUAAAAUAUAAUUGUAAUAUUAUAAUAUCAUAAACCCAGUAAUAGUAAGAAAUUAUGUUAAAAAAAAUGGAUACUAUUAAUCUUGAAAUAUUUUUGCUAUAGCAACAUUCCGACGCAAACGCCCCCAAAAAGGUUGUAACACAUCACAAUGGCAGUUUUUUUUUCAUGAUUAACAAACAAUGUUACACGUGCAAAGUAUACCCCUCAAACAUUUUAAUAGAAUAUUACGAUAUAUUAAAUAAUAUUUAAAUAAAUUAUUCAUACAUAGGUGCCUCAUACUUAAAAUUAAGAUGUUCUAUGUGACCUUAAAAAUGCUUAAAAAAGUGUAAAAAUGUUUAUAAUACAUUCAAAAAUGUAUCAUGUAAGAUGAAACCCGAAUUGUUUUAAAAUUAAAGUAUUUAUUGAAUA